Molecule: messenger RNA, 3111 nt
Organism: Thlaspi arvense
Lineage: Eukaryota; Viridiplantae; Streptophyta; Magnoliopsida; Brassicales; Brassicaceae
Source: the annotation of a GenBank genome assembly
AUGGACCGACGAAGUUGGCCUUGGAAGAAAAAGUCAUCUGAUAAAACAACCUUAGUGGUUGAAUCCGCAGCAGCAGCUGAUACUUCUCAUUCUCAAGUUGAGAAGGAUGCAGUUAAGAAGCCAAAGUAUGUACAAAUCUCUGUGGAGCAGUAUACACAUCUCACGGGUCUUGAAGAACAAAUAAAGACAUACGAUGUUCAGAUCAAAUCUUACGAGAGUCAAGUCGAAGCUUACGAGGAGCAAGUCAAAAGCUUUGAAGAACAGAUCGAGGCUUAUGAUGAGCAGGUUCAGAGUUAUGCUGAGCAAGUUCAGAGACUUAAUGAGGAUAAAGAGGACUUGAGUGAAAAACUCUCUGCUGCUAAUGAGGAAAUAACCACCAAAGAGACUUUAGUGAAGCAACACUCCAAGGUUGCUGAAGAUGCAGUCGCAGGUUGGGAAAAAGCUGACGCUGAGGCUUUGACAUUGAAGAACACACUUGAAUCUGUGACUCUCUCGAAACUCACUGCUGAAGAUCGUGCGGCGCAUUUAGAUGGAGCGUUGAAAGAGUGUAUGAGGCAGAUACGGAACUUGAAGAAAGACCAUGAAGCGAACCUGCACGAUCUUGCUUUAAGCAAGACCAAGCAGAUGGAGAAAAUGACAAUGGAGUUUGAGAAGAGGAUCUCUGACUAUGAACAGGAACUGCUAAGGUCUGCAGCGGAUAGCGACGCACUAUCAAGAACUUUACAAGAACGGUCCAACAUGCUAGUGAAUAUUAGCGAGGAGAAGUCAAGAGGCGAUGCUGAAAUCGAGACUUUGAAGAGCAAUCUUGAAAUGUGCGAUAGGGAGAUAAAGUCUCUCAAGUACGAAAUCCAUGUAGUCUCUAAAGAGCUUGAGAUACGCAACGAAGAGAAGAACAUGUGUAUUAGAUCUGCGGAAGUUGCAAACAAGCAACACUUGGAAGGUGUAAAGAAGAUAGCUAAGCUGGAAGCAGAGUGCCAGAGACUUAGAAGUCUUGUGAGGAAGAAGCUUCCGGGACCAGCUGCACUUGCUCAGAUGAAGCUUGAGGUUGAGAACUUAGGCAGAGAUAGCGGAGAAACCCGUCCAAAGAGAUCUCCGAGCAAGGCUUCUAGUCCCUGCAAGUCUCCGAGGGGAUAUUCAUCUUCUGGUUCUGACUUUUCUAUCGAUAACUCGCAGAAGUUCCAGAAAGAAAACGAGUUUCUAACAGAACGUUUGCUCGCGAUGGAAGAAGAGACGAAAAUGCUUAAAGAAGCCUUAGCUAAGCGGAACAGUGAGUUGCUGGAGUCAAGAGAUCUUUGUGCUCAGAGCACUAGUAAGCUUCAGAGCUUGGAAGCUCAACUGCAGCAAAACAAUCUUCAGAAGUCCUCAUCACUUGAAGUAUGUCCGAAUCUGAAUACCAGCAACCCAUCAAGCUCAAUCUCUGUUUCUGAAGAUGGGAAUGAUGAUUCCGGAAGUUGCAGUGGGUCUUUGUCAACAGCUCCAUCACAGCAGACCAAGAAAGACAUGGACAUGGCUGCACUGGAGAGAGUUGAGAGUGUUAGUAGUCAUGUUGAGCUUAUGGAUGAUUUUCUUGAAAUGGAGAAGUUAGCUUGUUUGCCAAAUCAAUCCAGCAGAAAUGGUAGUAUGGAUUCCAAAGAUUCUUCAGGUGAUGAUCAAAAGUCAGAACUGGUGAAUCCUGAGGCGCUUGAGGACUCCGAUAGAAGUACUCCGGCAGUGAUGGCAUUCAGAUCUAGACUAUCAAAGGUUCUUGAAUCUGUAUCUGCUGAUGCUGACUUAGGAAAGAUUGUAGAGGAUAUAAAAUGCAUUUUGCAAGAUGUGAAUGCUUGUAUGGACCAGGACAAGCCUUCUGAUGUGAAGGUUCAUCCUGAAGUAGAGACUGAGUUAUCUCCAGAGCAAAACUCGUUGGAGGAUUGUCAUUUGGAAGAACAAAAGCUGCAGAGCAACCACCAAGAUUUGAAAAACGCUGUUUCUCGGAUUCAUGAUUUCGUUUUGUUGCUAAGAAAAGAGGUAAGUGCAGGUGAAGAAAAUGGUUUCGUUGAGCUGAUCGAUGGCUUCUCCAUCACAUUCAACCAUGUUCUAAGUGGUGAGAAGAACUUGGACGGUUUUGUCUCGGAUCUUGCUAAUGUCUUCAACGAGGCCAUGGAGCUAAAGGUAACUUUCAAGGGUCUUGCUUCCUCCGAGGUUGAAGUUCUGAGUCCAGAUUGCAUUGACAAGGUUGCAUUACCCGAGAGCAAGGCUGUAGAUAAAGAUUCAUCUAAAGAGGUUUAUCAAAAUGGAUGUUCUCACAACGAGCCAGAGGUUCCAUGUGAUGGAAACAGAGUUUUGGAGUAUGAAUCAGACUCCAAGUUACAGGAAAUAGAAGAACUGAAAUCAGAAAAGGAAAAGAUGGCAGUGGAUAUCGAGGAGCUGAAGUUUAAGCUACAAGAAUCUGAGCAGAUGUUAGCUGACAUUAGAUCACAGUUAGAUUCUGCUCAGAGGUCAAACAGCUUGGCGGAUACGCAACUCAGAUGUAUGACCGGGUCAUAUCGAUCACUUGAAACACGUGCAGCUGAUUUAGAGAUCGAUGUGAGCCAGCUUAGGGAAAAGGUACGGAAUUUAGAGAAUGAGCUUGAGGAUGCAAAACGCAGCCACCAAGAAGCUAUUAUGAGGUGCCAUGAACUUGAAGAACGUAUUCAAAGGAACAGAGAUACUGCUUUGGUUGCUGUGGAUGACGAAGGUGAUAUCAAGACCAAACAGGAGAGAGAGUUAGCAUCAGCAGCAGAGAAGUUAGCAGAGUGUCAAGAAACCAUAUUUGUGUUGGGGAAGCAGCUCAAGUCACUACGGCCACAACCUGAACAGACGAGGUCACCACAAAGACAAAGUGAGUCCUAUUCCGAGGAUGAACAAGGCACCAAGAACUACAACGAAGGAGAUUCAGUUGACACUUGGGUUAACGAGGUCCCUAGGUUUAUGGAAUCUCCAAAAUAUCCUUCCGACUCAGAGACUAGCGAUCUCAUGACAUCGCCAUCACGAGUGGGUUCAAGGCUCUCGAGGUCAGGUUCAUCAGGCAAUCCAACACCAGAGAAAUCCUCCAGAGGAAUCAGCAGGUUCUUCUCUUCCAAAUCCGGGUAUUAG